CGGGAACAAGACACCAACCAUGAACUCCAGCCAGUCUGGGGGUUGCCCAUGCCAGGGCUCUGCCGGCCGCCCAGCUAUUCUGUACGCACUUCUGAGCCCCAGCCUCAGGUCCAGGCCCAUUGCACCGGCAUCUCGCAGCCACUGUCUGUGCCAGCAGCACCGGCCUGUUCAUCUGUGUGCCCCACACCGCACCUGCCGGGAGGCUCUGGAUGUCCUAGCCAAGACAGUGGCAUUCCUCCGGAACCUGCCGUCCUUCUGCCACCUGCCCCACGAGGAUCAGCGUCGGCUGCUGGGGGGCUGCUGGGGCCCUCUCUUCCUGCUUGGGUUGGCCCAAGAUACUGUGACCUUUGAGGUGGCUGAGGCUCCGGUGCCCAGUAUACUUAAACAAAUCCUACUGGAGGAACCCAGCAGCAGUCCCCAGGGUACCCAGCAACCAGACCGGCCACAACCCUCACUGGCUGCUGUGCGGUGGCUCCAGCGUUGUCUGGAGUCUUUCUGGAGCCUUGAACUGGGUCCCCAGGAGUAUGCCUACUUGAAAGGAACCAUUCUCUUCAAUCCAGAUGUGCCAGGCCUCCAUGCCUCCUGCCACAUCGCCCACCUGCAACAGGAGGCUCACUGGGCCUUGUGCGAAGUCCUGGAGCCCUGGUACCCAGUUAGCCAAGGCCGCCUGGCCCGAAUCCUCCUCAUGGCCUCCACUCUCAAGAACAUUCCCUGCAGCCUGCUGGUGGACCUCUUUUUCCGCCCUAUCAUCGGAGAUGUUGACAUCACUGAACUGCUCGAAGACAUGCUUUUGCUGAGGUGACCUGCAGAGUGGGGUCCGGAGCUUCCAAAGGGGAGGAGCUCAACUCCCCAGAUGUAGCCCUCACUUCAGCCACAGCCCCAGUUUGGACUUCCUUGGCUUGGACACAAUGUGCUACUAACUGCCUAAUAGGCCCUUGGUGGCCCCCAAAGCCUCUGGGCCUGGGCCAGGGAUGGGAGCAUGAAUAAGGCUGUAUACAUCAAGCCAGAACUCCUCCUGACUUUGUAUAGAACUAAACUAAGUUAUUGGUUUUUGUAAUAAAAGGUAUGACCAACUGACACCAUAGUUGCCUGUAGAAGGGACGAGCCAAUCUCCAGGGUGCACCCUACUCUUGCCAGAGGGGACUCCUGGGAAGGAACCAGAGACCAGCUCCUUAAUGUUCUAGGGCAGGAUGGUGAUGUCAGUGCUAGGGAUAAGCUUUGUUUUACAGCUGAAUGAGAGGCCACCAGAAAGCCUCUUCUCACUUUUGCCACCUUCACGCCCUUCUCCAUGAGCAGAGGGACUUUCUGUUCCUGUCUCCAGGUUACUGUCCCCUAGAGAUCGUCUCUUACCUCGGAGAUAUUGGGAUUGCAGCUAAUCACAGAAAUGCCCCAUUCCCAAAGUAGACAAGACCACUUUACUUUCAAGAAUUCUUGACCCUCAGAGUACCCCCUUCCUGCAACUGACAGAAGAUACUGGUUCUUUACUCUCCCAGCACCAGGGAACAAAGCAGCCAGAGCUGCCCCAAAAGCAACUUAGAAGCUGAAGCAGGCAGAAGUUUAACUAUGGUAUGGUCACCCGCAGUUAUUAAAGUCUGAAACCACUGUGUCCUG
Molecule: messenger RNA, 1611 nt
Organism: Microtus oregoni (creeping vole)
Lineage: Eukaryota; Metazoa; Chordata; Mammalia; Rodentia; Cricetidae
Gene: Nr0b2
Product: nuclear receptor subfamily 0 group B member 2
Exons: 2
Coding region: 20-802 (260 amino acids)
Biological process (GO): negative regulation of transcription by RNA polymerase II; circadian rhythm
Cellular component (GO): nucleus; cytoplasm
Molecular function (GO): transcription factor binding; transcription corepressor activity
Source: RefSeq, a predicted model, not a curated record